GCCGUUUUUGCUUUUCCUGCCAAAAUAUGGAAAAAUGGAAAUAAAAAAAAAUGAACUUAUUCUUUUUUUUCCAUUCUUUGUAUUAUAUUUUGUAUUUCAUGCUUGUAUUUUUACUAUAACCCAAAACGACUGAUAAAUAUGCCAAAUAAACUUCAUGGUAGUAAUGAACAACAACAAGAAGCAGGACCUUCCUGGUCCAAUGAGAACCAAGACAGCUUCUUCAACACAUCUCGGUCAUCUGCUUUUUUUGACCAAAAUUAUGCGUCAAGUAGUAAUGCAGCUUUUGAUCCUUUCCAAGAGGAAGAGGAUGUAUUCCACGGAAACAGUGAUAAAGCACCUGUAAAUAAUUUCAACCGAAACAACUAUAAGUACCAUGAUUAUGAUAACUCGGCUACCAUAGCAUCUGCAUUUGCUACAUCUGAGACAGAACAAGAGGAAGAUGGGGAAGAAGCACAACAGCAGCGAAUAACAUCAUUAACGAAAAAAAAAAUGCCCAAAGCUGAGCCCAUGACUAUAAGGAUUGAUGAUCCUGUUAAAAGCUCAGAUGGUUCUUACAUAAUUUAUCAAGUAUUCACAAUGACAGCUUUGGAGAUGUACUCAACGGAUAAGAGACCUGUACGACGACGUUUCCGGGACUUUGUAUGGUUACAUAACGCCUUGACAAAUGCAUUUCCUGCUUGUGUUAUACCACCCUUGCCUGAAAAGCAUCGCUUUAAGUAUAUGAAAGGAGAUCGAUUCGAUCCAGGGUUUAUAGAGCAAAGAAGAUUAGGAUUACAAUGGUUUGUAGAUAGAAUUGCAAGACACCCGCUGUUACAAAGAGCAGAAUAUACACGAAUAUUCUUAGAAUCCACGGAUUUCAAUACAGAUAAACAUAUCAAGUUAAAAAACAUGACUCACAAUGCAUCAACAUCAUCUAUUUUCGGAUCUUUAUUUAAAUCGUUCGUCAAAGUAAAAAAACCAGACGAGAAGUUUGAAGAAAUGAAGGACACAAUUGAUAAAUUUGAAGACAACUUAAAUAUAGUAGAGAAAAUAUACUCAAGAAUCGGCAAACGACAGCAAGAACUAGAGAAUAACUACAAUCAUUUUGCUACUAGCAUACGUGGAUUAUCAGCUUUGGAGACUAUUGUAGAUCAACCGUUAAGACAGUUUGCAGAAGCCACAGAAAUGUAUGCUGAAGCUCUCAAAGAAAUGAGGAAGCAAGAAAAUCUAUCAUUUUUAAAUGAUGUACAUGAGUUAUUGAACUAUUGCCACGCGGCAAAGGAUCAACUUGUCGAAAGAGACAGGAAACAAGUUCAAUUUGAGGAUUUAUCAAACGCUUUACAGUCCAUAACAUUCGAAAGAGAUCGCAUUUUACACCCGGGUAAGAACCUGGGCCAGAUCACAAGUACAGCAAAUUCAGCAACUGCAGCAGCAGCUAUUACCUCGACGAGCACGAGUAUGAACAUAACAGAACUGAUGGCAGAUAAAUUCACUAAUAAUAAAAGCGAUCGUUUGAUGCGCUUGGAAAAAAAGAUCAAGGAACUACAAGAGAAUGUCUCGAAAGCCAAUGAUGAGAACAACAAUUUUUCAGAUCAAAUGCUGAAUGAGUAUGAUGUAUUCCAAAAAGCUAAAGAUUCUGAACUGAGGCAAGGGUUAGCAGCCUAUGCUGACUGUCAUAUCGAUUUUUAUUUGAAGAGCAUCUCAAUAUGGGAGAAUAUAUUACCGGUGUUAGAGCAAAUACAACCACAACAGCAAGUUGAUGAGCAAUAAUAAUAAACUUGAUUUGUUUACAAAGAAUGAUCUGUCUCCUUUUUUU
Molecule: messenger RNA, 1795 nt
Organism: Mycotypha africana
Lineage: Eukaryota; Fungi; Mucoromycota; Mucoromycetes; Mucorales; Mycotyphaceae
Exons: 8
Coding region: 139-1749 (536 amino acids)
Molecular function (GO): phosphatidylinositol binding
Source: RefSeq, a predicted model, not a curated record